Aedes aegypti (yellow fever mosquito) is the source of this 7012-nucleotide messenger RNA. RefSeq names its product transmembrane protein 131 homolog (gene Tmem131). The transcript is spliced from 4 exons. Bases 441 to 6236 code for a protein of 1931 amino acids. The record is from RefSeq and is a predicted model, not a curated record. NCBI's taxonomy places the organism in Eukaryota, Metazoa, Arthropoda, Insecta, Diptera, Culicidae. Gene Ontology annotation, cellular component: membrane.
AGCGCUGAAAAGGCGACAGAAGAAAAGCAGCAGAGCGAUAAGACGACACGGUCGGAUUUUUUGCUCUUGUGUGGUGCAAAGUUUGCUGUCGAAAAAAUAAAGAUCCCGUUUCGGGGACACAACAAAAGCGAUCAAAACUUGCGUCAUAUCACAGUUGGCGGCACCGGUUCCAUCCGGGAAGUGUCCAUUGAAGGAGAAAAGCGGUCCGGAAGCGAAAAAAACGUGGAAGAACCAACAAGAAAGCAUUCAUCAGAAGUCGGAACAGCAAGGAUCUGGAUCUAGAAGGAGGAAGUUCCGGGAGCGAAAGAAAAAUGAAUCGAGCGUUGGAUUAUCGACGAAAAUAAAAAAAGAAACAAUUGUAACAGUGACUAUUGGCAGACGGGAACAGGAAGAAGCAAGGAUUUUCGAAGGGUAGAGGAGUAGGAAGCAGAUUAACAAAAAUGGCCAACAGCAAACGCACAAUUCGCGUAUUUAGCCUGUUGGUGAUCUUCUUGCAAUUGAAGGCCCGGGUUCAUUCGGAACAGCCUCAACAGGAAUUGCAGCAGCAGCACCAUAGCGAUCAGCUGGGUUUUGGCGCACAGGAAAUGUUUUCGCCGUCGUCGCAGGAUUUAAUGGACGAAAUGUUCCAGAGGGGCGAAGCGGUUGUCAGGGGACCCGGAGUAUUGGGAACCGACAAGACGAGCCCAGAGUUGGUGGGAAAUCUGGUGUUCCAGCCCAGCUUGCUGGAUUUCUUGGAACGCUCGAUUGGUGAUCCGCACAACCAGGUGGUAAUCCUGAUUAACAAACAUAAGAGUCGAAGCGUGUUUCUGGGCUCAAUCUCUGGCAGUACGCCGGAUUUCUACAGUUCUUACUUCAAGGAGUCGGUCAUUCCACCGGAAGGAAACACCACCUUCAACGUAGUGUUCCUUCCUCGACAGCUUGGAGCUACGGAUGGAUCGAUUGAGAUUCACACAUCAUUUGGACUGUUGCAGUACCAUGUCAAAGGGGAAGGUAUCGAGUGUCCUUAUCGGCUCAAACCCUUGGUGGGCCUAACGGCGCCCUUGAAUGCCACACUUACACCUGAGAUUACGCUGUAUAAUCCACACGAUUCACCACUACAGAUUGUGGAAAUCUACAGCAGCGGAGGCAGCUUCCAGUUGGAACUGCCAAGUGGCGCCCAGGAAGGUCCACAAGCCCUAUGGGAAAUUCCUCCGCACAGCACAAGGAGUGUAAUCCGUGUUCGAUUUCACGGCAAAACUCCCGGAAAGCAUACGUCUUACGUGCGAAUAAAGAUAUCCGGUGGAAGCGAAGAGCCAACGCUUAUUGACAAAAUGCUAGUGGUUCCAAUCGAGAUCGAAAUACGGAAAGAAACUGGUCUUUACACACAAGUACCUUUUCUGGAUAUCAUUGCUGAUAGCACGAAAGAGAAUCUAACUAAAAUAAGUUGGAAUGUGACAAAUUCUGGCGAACGUCCAAUGUUUAUCAAGUUAGCAAGCGCCUUUCCUCGUGGAAACCUUUUUGACGUUUUAACAGGAUAUGACGUUAUUGUUACUCGACAACCACAAGACAUGAUUCAUUUGCAGAUUGAUUGGACUCAAUUCCCUCCAGAUUUAAAAGUGGUAUCAGGAGUAGUUAUGGUUGGCUAUGAUUCUACAAGUACACCGAACAGAAACCCUGAGUUCUCAUUCGUAAUUCCUUUCUCUGUUCAAAUCCUCAGAGGAAGCAUACAAUACGAGCCGGAAAUUCUAAAAUUCCGUACAUCAGAUGAUGGCCACCACCUAAGUCGAAAUACGCAACCGCAAACUCCACGGCGUUUGGUAAUCAGAAACAACUUGAACGUGCCAUUAUAUAUCUCCAACAUAACCGUACCUGAGAAUUGCUCUAAAAAUUUCCGGAUCGAAGGAUUCCGGCCCAAAGUUCUACAACCAGAUCAGGCAGAAACUCUCCUCCGGAUAUCGCGCAUUACCACAGACAACCUCAACCGAUCCAUUUCGUCGUACAUCCGCCUAGUGACGAACGUCACCGAUUACAACCUUCCCGUCUACAGCUAUACCGGAAAGUUGAAACGUAUACUCCCAUUUUCCACAACUACGCCCCGUCCCCCGUCGGAAUACGAAAAGCUAGAUCUGGACGAUAAGGAACUAAACUUCGGUAUACUACCGAUCUCGACGAUUGGCGAAACGCUGAUCGCCUUCUUUAACUCCAAUCCGGUGGAGAUCGCCAUCCGGCACUGGAAGGGUGCCAUCACGUCGGAAGGUUCGGGAGCACCCACCAUCACGGUGAUCCUUCGGGGCUGUGGACCCCACUCAGGCGAAAAUCUCAUCUUCUGCCACACCAUUUUGCCGAAGCACUGGAUCGUGUUCCAGGUCAGUGUGCAAUCCAGCACGACCGAUAGCUACCAGGGACGGUUUAGCAUUACCACCGACUACGAGGAGAUUGUGACACCGAUCAGCUUUACCACAGCCGUUGGCAACCUGGAACUCAACCGGGAGCUGCUGCACUUCGAUGAUUGCUUCCCGGGAAAACUUUGCUCGCUGAAUCUGACAGCCCAUUCAACGUUCCUAUCGAAGAUCCACGUGGAGGGCAUCAAGACCGACGUGGACGGUAUCGAGUUUACGGUGGACAGCCGGCAGCCGGUGAUACAUCCCAACACGGUGACCAACAUUGGCCGGCUGCUGUUUGAUCCGAAGGUCAUUUGCAAGACUGACUGCUACAGCAGUUUCGAUUUGCUUUCGAAACCGUUCGGCGUCAAGUGGAUGGCCACGCUGGACAAUUACGAACAGUAUCGGAAGCUGGACAGCGAAAAACUACUCCAGCAGUUGAAACUGUACUCGGAGAUGAAAAAUUCGUGGAAGAGCAUCCGGUUCCAGCUGGUGACGGAUCCCAUUAGGAAGUUUGAGUUCAAUGCAUCGGUGGAUUUGGUGUGGCCAAAACUCCUGACGGAGAAUAUUCACUUUCCAAAUUUACAGGUGAACCAAGAGGCGGUGAAACUUAUUACCAUUAACAAUCCGUCGGAUCAGAUUCUGUUCGUGCACUUGGUGCUGCACGAUGUGAAUGUUCACGGGCACGACAUUAGCGGCCUUCCGCCGGAGAUAUUGUCCAAGUGUGAUAAUUGUAGCUUGAGUGAGGAAAACGUUUUUUCGUUCUUUCUGUUCGACUACGAUGAUAUCUAUGUGAACUAUGUGAAGCCCAAGUCGUUUUUAAAGAUAGCUAUUAGGUUCGUGUCCAAAGUGCAAGGGACUUACUCGACCCUUUUCUACAUGCGUAACAAUCUCACAUUGAUCGACGCAGUUUGGAUUCAAGCCAGAGCCGUGGUGCCGCAGUUUAAGUUUGGCAAUAGAAAACCUGGCUCUCCAACGGCGUUACAAUUCGAAAUCACGGACAAGCAUCUUAAGUCGUGUUCAAGGUUCCAGGAACCAGGCGUUGAUGAGAACGCAGUUUCAAUUCAAACGAAGCGUUCCUUUACUGCGCGAAAUUACGGAGAGGUUGCUAUUAUGAUAUCGGGUAUUCGGGUGGAGGAUAUUCUAUGCGAAGGUUAUGGCUUCAAGAUUUUGGACUGUUCUCCGUUCGAACUUCCACCCAAUGCCAGCAAAAAGAUUGAGAUAGCGUUCUCUCCUGACUUCACCCUGGCUAGAGUGACUAGAACGCUUAAAUUUGACGCUAAUGUAAACUUUCCCGUCAAUUUUACCCUGCUGGGAACGGUACCAGCGCAUGGAUUGGAAUCGUGUAGCUCGAACUUGGUCAGGCCAUGGUUCGAGUCGAUAAUGAGGAUUAUCCUAAUGUGUGUGCUUUCGCUGGCUUUGGUUGGAACUCUGGUGGCGUCAUUCUUGGAUGCGAAUAAAGUUAUCAGAGAUCAUAUCGACAACCUGUCCAGAGAUAGGGGUCCCAUCCAACCACCUCUAGAUCUUCGACAAAUUGCACUGCAGAGCCCUACAUCUACGGACGAAGCCUCUGCAGACAAAGUUGCGGUUAACCAGAACAGCGUUCGAAACAUCCAGAAUCAGAAUGUAAAGAAGAAACCUCCGGCCAAACAGCCGAAUUCCAAAGUUUCCAACGGAAACGCAUUCAACAAAACUUGGAAUGAUUUUACCUCGAAGCUUGGAAGAGGAUUCAGUUCCAAACCAACUGAGCCCGCGACAAACAAAUCCUCGCCGGAAACGGAUAAGCGAGCUCAGAAAAACCGGCGAUCUAUUACUCCUCCUAAGGAGGAAAUCCAGCCUUUCAUUUCGACCACAAUCCAUCAAGCCUCUCCUCCCAGCACCAAAGAACGCAACAAGCCUCCAGUCGAUGAAGAUUCCAGCUCAACAACGACGGAAGGCUCAGAGUCAUCGUCCUCCUCUACGAUGUCGUCCUUAUCGGCAUCAUCGUCAAUUUCGGCGUCGUACAAAACGCCGCCACCCUCCACCGAUUCUAAACCAAGCAAAUCAUCCACGCCUUCGAAUCACCAUCAGCAUCACGCUCCGAGCAGAACUCCACCCAGUGAAACAAAACCGGAUUCUAGCUCAAUUGUCAGUAUCAGCAACAACCAAAACCAUAGUCUCAGCAGCAGUCACCAUCAUCAGUAUCAUCAGCAACCGUCUAAACCAGCGACAGUUACGCCUUUACCCCAGCAGCCUUCAGCGGUCAGCAAAAUGCAUGUCAAAAAGACCAAAAGCCUUCCGCUUGGGUAUGAGUCCGGAGCCGGAAUCGCAUUAUCUCUCGGAACAUCGAUCGUCACGCCACCGCAUCAGAAGUUCUCCUCAUCAACGAUGGCGUCCGCAGCGAGCAAGGAAUCGUUCAAUGGAACGGCCACAGGGAUUCGUAGCAACAGCGGAAAGGGGCUUGGAAACGAGAAAUCCUCGGGAAAAAGUUCGCAUGGUGGCAAGAACGCGGACAGGUCUUCUAGAGAGCACGCUAGCAAGGAGAAUGGCGCAGCCUUCGGUGAUCACGGUGGAAAGAACGAUUCGUCACAGUCCAAGAAGUUCGGGAAGACACCAGGCCGCGAGCGCAAAUCAAACGGCGGCAAUAAGAAAGGCUCCAAGACCCUACACAAGGCUCAAGCGUUGCAGUUUUCCUCGCCGAAUUUUGGUGGCAAAUCCGGUGGCAACGGCAAUGGAUCAGGCGCCAGCUUUUUCCUUACCAGUAGCAACAUCCCGUCCGGUAACAGUCAAAUCCCAACACCCCCCAAUGUUUGGGGCGAGAACCGGGCUCGCUUCAGCGAUGUGGUGGCUCAAGCUGCCAGCAAUGUGGACAAACCUAGCACAAGUAGUGGCAGUGGUUUGAGUGCUUCUAAAAUGCUAAACUUCGAACUGAUGGCUAACAGUAUGAAUAUGGGGAAGAACUUUGGCGUAGGUUCUAUGUCAAAUGCCGUGACAUCUCCUCUCGUGUCGGAUCAACUCCAAGGUGAGGCUUCGAAGGUAGCAGCCACACUAUUCGGAAAAGCCAAGGACGACAAUUUCGUUUCGAUGGAGAAAAAUUCCAACACAGGCGUUGGUUCUGAGCUGGGUCCAAUUGGAACAACGAAGAAAUCUCCAUCGGCUACGCCAAAGUGCUGGGAACCAUUUGGAAAUGUGAUUCAACGACCCACAGCUGUUUCUAUGAGCAACGAUCUGACUAGUUCGGAUAGUUAUUUCUCACAAGCCUUUGCAAACUAUAAUCCUAGCAGUAAUGGCGAUAAUUUCCAUGCAAACAGACGAGAUCUUCAAACACAAUCGGCAUUCGGAACACUGAAUAACAAUGGCCAUGGUUUGAGUGCUUCUGGAGGGAUUGAUUCAGUCGGAGACCCGAGCCAGAUAAUGCUGAAUCAACGCGACUGGGAUGCCAACAACAUCUUAUGGCAAAUGCUACAAAAGCAUGAGGAAUCGAACUCGGCAUCAAUGAUGAACUGGAAUUCCCCUUGGACUUCUCCCGCAGUCUUCUCCCAGGCUGGUCAUCUCCACCAGCAAUCGAACCCGGCUGUCUCUGGAAUGCAUAUGAAUUCACGUUUGACCAACAGCUGGCUCAACACAGGUGCACCAUCGCGACCACCCCAAAUGCCCCUUCGUGCGCCUCCAGGAUUUUCUCCGGUAAAGCCCACACCAAACCCUUCUCUGGUGGCUCAAACGCAAGCUCAUCAACUGAAUGUUCUGCACCAGCAACAGCAGCAACAACAACAGCAACAGGAUUCAGUUAACGCCAAUGCAAACACGUCAUCCGUUCCGGCAUACGAUCCGUUCCGCUUGAGCUCGAUUUGGGCUCCGGCCAACUCCGGAAGCGAUGUAUGGAACGAGAAGCAGUAAAUCGAACCAAAACAGAUUCAAACUCUGUUUUCGAAUGAACAAAGAAUGUAACAACACUGCUGAUUUACGUUUUACUUUUAUUUUUUAUUCCUUGAACUAGUUUUUACUGCAACCGUAGAUACUCAGAAGGUUUUGAAUUAGAACUUAUUUUUGUCAGUUUGAACGCGCUGUGAUUAAACCACAAAGCUAUCCUUUGUAACUAAUCUUUCUACGUUCAGUUUGAAAUGUUUCUACUAAUUUUAUUUUAGUUUUUUUCUUUUUCCUAGAUUACACUACUAACAAUGCACCUAGGUUCAUUUGUUUUUUUUUUUUCUUCGGUUACUGAAAGCUUCUGUUCCAUUUAUCCUACCAGAGAGUAGGUAAUAUUGCCGUGGAACAGAUCGAACGUCGAGGCAGAAUUUGCAACCAUCAGGCAAAAUUAUUGAAUUUGAAAACUUCGAAAUAAACAAGCAACGUUUAAAUUGGAAGUCGUACAUUUAAACAAAAAAUAUUCAAUACUUAUAAUAUCCUAAAGGAAAAGAGAUACUAAAAUUAACAAUGUGUAAAUGAAUUGUAACUGAAGAACAAUCGAACCUGGUUUCGAACGCGGUUCUGUCACUGUAUUGCGAAUUUCGAGUUAUUUCUCAUGGGAUAUGAACUCGGAAUACCUACUGCACACAGUAAAGUCUUGAAAUGAUGAUGAUGACACCCAUACGCCAAUGGAUCUUACGCUGAUGAUGACGAUUGGAUACUCGAGCAAGAAUAAUAAAAAACCAAACCAAUUUGGACAAAAGAAA